Messenger RNA from Dictyostelium purpureum, 1617 nucleotides. RefSeq lists its product as uncharacterized. Gene Ontology annotation, molecular function: protein binding; proton-transporting ATPase activity, rotational mechanism; metal ion binding. The coding region runs from base 1 to 1617 and encodes 538 amino acids. The record is from RefSeq and is a predicted model, not a curated record. NCBI's taxonomy places the organism in Eukaryota, Evosea, Eumycetozoa, Dictyosteliales, Dictyosteliaceae. Gene Ontology annotation, biological process: proton transmembrane transport. The transcript is spliced from 4 exons. Gene Ontology annotation, cellular component: vacuolar proton-transporting V-type ATPase, V1 domain.
AUGUUACAUACAGUUAAUCAAAGACCAUCCGAUACAUAUUAUAAAGAUGAUAGUAUUGAUAAUGCAACCAAUCUUCAAAAGAUCUGGAGACCAAUUUGGGUACCAGAUCACCAAGAGGAUUGCUGUUUAAAUUGUAAAUCACAAUUUAAUACAUUAUUAAGAAGACACCAUUGUAGGGGCUGCGGCAACCUUUUUUGUAACAACUGUACCAGUAAAAGACAAUCACUACCACAAUUACAUUAUAAUAAACCAGUUAGAAUUUGUAAUAGAUGUUCUGACCUCACAAACUUUUCAAAACUCUCAACUUCACCAGAUAUAAAGAACAGAGAAGAAGCAGCAAAAGGUUUUCUAAAUUUAACAUGUGAUUCUCUUGGCAAAAAAAUGAUUAUUAGAGGAUUUUUAAAUCCUUUAGGUAAUUUAUUCACAAAUGGUAAUCCAACAUUAUAUAAACAUUUAACAAAAGCUAUUUCAAAUUUAGCCGAAAAUGAUAUUGUAAGAAUUGAUAUACUCGAAGCAAAUUUUUUAACAUUAUUAGUAAAUUAUUUACUUGAAAGUUUUAAAAAGUAUCCAAAUUUAAAGCAACAAAACAAAAAUAUAAAUAGUAGCAAUGGUGGAAAUAGUAGUAGCAGAAAUAAUAAUAGUAAUAAUAAUAAUAAUAAUAAUAAUAUUGGUAGCACUGGUGCAAGUGGUGUCAAUAGUGAACAUAAUAAUUGUAGUAAUAGUAAUAAUAACAGUAAUGGUAAUGAAGAAGAUUUUAAUAACGAUCAAUUUAUUAUUCAUGACGAUGAUUUUGAAAGUUUUUUAAAUGUUUGUUUAUGUUUUCAAUAUCUAAGUUGUGAAGAGAAUAUCCUCGUAAAGACCCAAUUAGCUGAUAGAUGUUUACCAAUUUUAAUAAAGAUGUCAAGAUCAUAUAAUGUUCAAAUAAAGCAUUCAAGUUCAAUCGUUUUAUUAAAUUUAGUAAAAAAUCCAUUGUCUCGUGACUUGGUUGUUCAAGGUGGCGGCAUUGGCUCAUUGAUUGCAAUUGCUAUUAACGACGAUGCUAAACUUCAAGAAACCUCGGCUCAUGCUCUCUCUAUUCUCUCUGCUCAAUCAAAAUAUCAAAGAAAAGUAGUCGAGUGUGGCGCCCUUCCACCAUUGGUUUUAAUGUUAAAUUCAAACUCGUCCUCUGAUAAUAUUUUACAAUACACAACAUCCUCACUUUCACUUUUAGCAGAGAAUCAAGAUAACCAAAUUGCAAUCGUACAAGUAGGUGGUAUUAACCCACUCAAAAAUAUUCUUAUUUAUAAAAAUGAACAUACAAUGCAAAUUUCAUACAAUGCUGCUUUAACAUUAUACCAUUUAUCAACCAACAAAAAUUUAAUUUUACAAUUGGCUCAACACGAUUUGGUCGAAUUAUUAACUAAAAUUAUUAUUUCAAAUUAUAACAAUCCAUCAUAUGAUUUAUUAUUGUUAUGUGUUAAAAUUAUUGGCAAUCUUUCUUUUGAAAAAGAAAUAAAAGUUUUAAUCAGAAAGAAUCAAUCAAUGAUGAAUAUUUUAAGAAUUAUGGUUCAUUCAACAAAUAGAAUUCAACAAUGGGCUCAAAUUAUUUUUAAUAAUUGUGAAACUGGACAAAAUUAA